AUGGCCGCCAUGGGUAGAAAGGCACCCGCCAUCGUCGGCUUUACGGCCCUUUCGGAGCAGGUGUUCCUGCGGCCCCGGGCGCGGGCCGACGACGGCGCGGCGUCGGCAGGGGAUCCCGGCACCGUCAUCAUCUACGGCUGGGGCGACGGUCUCCCCAAGCACGUGGCCAAGUAUGCCGACGGCUACCGGCAACUCUACCCGGCGGCGCGCCAGGUCGUCGUGCUCUCGCCCAUCGCCAAGGCCAUGUUCUCGGACCUGCAGCAGCGUUCGGGCCACAUGACCGACGUCGUCGACGCCGUCUUCGACGGGGCCGAGAGCGAGGAGCACUCGAUCCUCGUACACACAAUGUCCAACACGGGCGCCGUCAACUACGCCGCCACGCUCCACGCCUACCGCGAGAGGUACGGCAAGCCGCUGCCGCACCGGGUGCUCGUCAUGGACUCGACGCCGGGCAGCACCGAGCUGACGGCGGCCAACGUCGGACGUUGGUCGCGCGCCAUGGCCCUCGGCACCGCCGCUUCCUUCCCCUGGCCCUUUACCGUAACGCAGGCCAUCUGGGGCCUCGUCCUCUGCCUCUCGAGCGCCUAUGGCUGGAUCGUCGGCCGGGAGAGCGCCGGCUCGUGGAGCAGGCGGGCGGCCAACGACGAGCGGUACGAGACGAAGAGCGCCCGCAAGCUGUACCUCUACAGCAAGGACGACGACCUCAUCGCCUCCGACGACAUCGAGCGGCACGCGGCCGAGGCGAGGCGGGACGGGUGGGAGGCCGACACGGAGCUCUUUCGAGGUAGCGGCCAUGUCGGACACAUGCGCACGCAUCCGACGCAGUACUGGGCGGCCAUUCGGACGUCGUGGGCGGCCGCGACGGCGGCGUCGUCGUCGUAG
Drechmeria coniospora is the source of this 882-nucleotide messenger RNA. RefSeq lists its product as uncharacterized. The coding region runs from base 1 to 882 and encodes 293 amino acids. Lineage: Eukaryota; Fungi; Ascomycota; Sordariomycetes; Hypocreales; Ophiocordycipitaceae. The transcript has a single exon. The record is from RefSeq and is a predicted model, not a curated record.